UUUCCUCUACAAACAAUAAUGGCGUCGCACGGAGAAGAUACAGGUGCUAGCAAAUCUGCUUUUGGAGAGGACCAAGGAGAGAGAAAAACGGCGGCGGUGUCAUUUGGUUUCACUAAGACAGUCAGUAAACUUAAGCCGGCCACCGGCGGCACUGCGACUGCUAAAGUUGAAAGAGAUUAUUUGACUGGAAUUGACAGGAAUGAAUUGCGGAGUUCAAAACCAACCGAGAAGCCCAAGGAGCUCAUCAUCCCCCUGAUCCAGAAGAACCGCUGGAACAAGGCGGAUCGAUCGGGCCAGAGCGAGGAAGGGAACGGGAAGUCCGCGCCACCGAACCAGGACGGGGAUUCUGUGGAGUCUCAGGCUGUGAAGGAACUGAUUGAAGAUUCGCGGAGGCAGCUUGACCUGUGGCAGAAUGGACCUCAGUCAGACAGCAAUCUCAACCUCUCCAUCCCUCUGCUGAUGCAAAACAAGGUGCCGGAGGGCUUUGAGGAUGGAGACCAAGUAAAGGUGGACCUGCGGCCUGAAUCUUCGACAGAGGCAGACUAUGAGAGCAUUCCUGUUGAGGCCUAUGGGCUCGCUAUGCUGAAAGGGAUGGGUUGGAAGAAAGGAGAGGGGAUCGGACGGACAUUUAAACAAGACGUGAAGCCGAUCGAACACCAGCUCCGUCCAAAAGGGCUAGGCCUCGGAGCGGAUCGUUCAGCAAUAAAGGAUCUAGAGCCGAGCAAGCGUCGGCGUCCCCCGAAGCCAGGCGAGGAGCAAGCCAAAGAAGAGGAGUUAGUGAUGGCUCCUGGAGGAUGUGUUUUGGUGGAAUCAGGGGCCCAUAAGGAACUUUACGGCAAAAUUGAAGGUGUAGAUGCAGACAAUGCUCGGGUCUUAGUCAAGCUUGCUAUCGGCGGGAAGACGGUGACAGUCAGCCAGUAUGGAGUUAAACUGGUCGGAAGGAAAGAAUAUGAAAAAUACAGCAAAGACCUCAGCCGGCUCAGUAAGGCCCACAAAGACAAGCAAAAGGAGAAAGAGCGACAGAGACUUGAGGAGAAAGACAAGAGUAGCGGCAGUAACAAAGUUAAACACAAGUCAUCUGAAAGGGAUGAAGCCAAAGAUGAGAGGAAGAGGAAACACAGAGAGUCGAGUCAAGACAGAGAUAAGCCACCAGUGAAAGAAGCGAGGCAAACAUCAGCUCCCCCUUCCUGGCUCCAGAGAGACCUGAAAGUCCGCUUUAUAGACAAGGCUUUUAAAGGUGGCAGGUACUACAACUCAAAGAUGCGAGUGGAGGAUGUCCUGACGCCGUUUACCUGCGUGUGUCGAACUGAAGAGGGAAGACUGUUAGACGACGUGAAGCAGGACAUGUUGGAAACCAUCGUCCCUAAAGGAGAACAUGAUGCUGUAAUGGUUGUACUGGGUGAGCAGAGGGGACAGGUCGGUCGUAUUCUUCAGCGGGAUAAGAACAAGUGCAGGGCGAUGGUGCAGCUCGACAGAUACGAGGAGAAAUUAUUUACUCUGGAUUAUGACUCCAUUUGUUACUAUGUGGGAGCCUCAGACCACUGAUCUCAAACCUGCACUCUGGGAACUGUACCUUUUAAUCCCAUCUCAUUCUUUUCAAAUAUUCAAAAAUACAUCUUAAAUCAUUGUAACUUUUUUAAUUAAAAAAAAAAUGACAUCAAAAA
Molecule: messenger RNA, 1664 nt
Organism: Girardinichthys multiradiatus
Lineage: Eukaryota; Metazoa; Chordata; Actinopteri; Cyprinodontiformes; Goodeidae
Gene: gpkow
Product: G patch domain and KOW motifs
Exons: 11
Coding region: 19-1545 (508 amino acids)
Biological process (GO): mRNA splicing, via spliceosome
Cellular component (GO): spliceosomal complex
Molecular function (GO): nucleic acid binding
Source: RefSeq, a predicted model, not a curated record